UGCAUAAUAUCAAUUUCGUUACAGAUCAUUCGAGUCAACUUCAGUAGGAAUAGGCUCGUUUUGUUGGCGUGGUGGUUCGUGGACGUGCUGGCUGCUGGCAGUUACUACCGUAGGGAGUAUAAGUAUACUUGUUGCAUCGACUGUUUGCAGAAAUACAAUAUUAUUGUGCAUAUCAGCUAGCUGUUACGUGUUUGCUUGUAUUAAAAUUCUACAAUGGGUCCACCAGGUCCGUUACGAAGCGAUGGGUGCCCUGAUAUGCGAUACAGCUGCAACCGUUCUUGGGCCUCUAGUUCGGGUUCUAGUGUUCCUCUUUCCACUGGUGGUUUCUAUUCAUCUACCGGUCGAAGCAGCAUUGGUGGUAGUUCUGCAAGUCCCGCUUAUUCUAGUUCAUCGAGUGCACCUCGUCAAUCUUCCUUGCAACUAAGAGCUGUGGCAGAGAACGCUCCUGCCAGACUAAGAGCAGAUGGACUGCCAGACAUGCGUUAUGCGGCUAACAAAAGUUAUGUCGCCGAACGAAACAUGGAAAUUCCUCUCACUACAACUUCGCGUCGUAAUUCAACGGCUGCUUCAGCAUCCAAAACAACAAGCCAAACAAGUACUUCAGGUACUGAACGCGAAUAUGUUCCAUCGAGAUAUUCGGCCACAUCAUCAACAAUCACAAGCUAUUCAAAUAUCUAUGCAUCACCUAUUUAUGUGCCAGUUCCCGUUUCACUGCCUUCACAAAUCAAUCAACCGGAGCAAGUGGAACGUUUGGAUUCACAAGAAAGAGUUUCUCAGCUGGAAGAUCGAUUGCGGAUGCUGGAACUUCAGAAGAAGAUUCAGGAAUUGGAGAUCAGUUUGCAGGAAGCCAAAUCCAAACAGGCUGUUCCUCCCAGUGGAAUUAAGAGCCAGCAGGUAGUCAUCGACAAAUCGAUAUCUGCAGCUAUUUCCACUGGAGCAAGAAGCCGAACUAGUGUUCCUGCAAAGAAUCUUUCUACCUCAUCUUCUAUCUCUUCUAAAAUUCUGAAUGAAAUUGAUCUUCUGCAAGUCCGAUUAAGCGAAGUAAUCGCCCCAACCGGGGCUGUUGUUGUCAGCCGUCGUCGCAUUGAAAAGAUAACCGACAACUAUCAGGAGCUUAUUGGGCGUGGAGGAUUCGGUCAAGUCUACAAAGGAACUUGGCAUAGACGUCAAGUAGCCGUCAAAGAAAUCCGCUCUCCUUGGCGUUGCAGCACAGUCGUCGAGACUCGAUCGUUCGCCAAGAUGAUUCAACGAGAGGUUGAAGCACUUUCAGCUGUCCAGCACCGCAAUAUUAUUGGACUGCUCGGUCUUUGCACGGAUAACGAAUCGAGUGAUGGUGAAGCAUCGAUUAGAGUCUCGCUCAUCUUUGAAUUUGCCAACGGAGGAACUCUUUUCGACUGUCUUUUCGGUGUCCAAGCAAAUAACAACAAAUUCAAAUUAGACGUGAAUCAAAUGAUGCUGAUCGCUCGCCAUCUCACCGAGGCUCUCCAUCUACUGCAUUCCACCCAGCAGGAGCCUGGCGGUUCAGUUAUGGUCCACCGUGACGUGAAAUCCGCCAAUGUUUUAUUGCAACGGGAUGACGAAGGAAGAGUCGUGCGAGCUGUUUUGGCCGAUUUUGGUUUGGCACGUUUUCAUUCGGAUCUCAACGAAAGUGGCUCCGGCGUUGGCCUAGCUGCCAGUUCCAUGACAGCUGUGGUAGGUACUCACGGUUAUGUCGAUCCUUUGUAUGCGGAGUCGAGCCAAGUGUCGCCCAGUCAAGAUGUGUACGCUUACGGUGUCGUCCUUUACGAGAUGCUCUGGAAGGAAAAACCUGAAACUGUGCUGGCCCGUCGAGUUCGUCAAAGCACGUUGGAGAAUUGUGUUCUUAAAGCCAAAUCCGUCGACCCAGAGGACAGAUUCGGGUCUGCUCGUAUCCAAUUGUUGGCUUCGGUAGGUAGGCAAUGCGUUGGCAUGGAAAACAGACCCACCGCCAAAGACAUUCGUAAAAUGCUCAAUGUUGAAUAAUUCGUUGCUUCAAAUAUGUUCCGAAAAAAUCACCCCCAUUCAAACUAAGACUGUUGUAUUUCCUUCCUUUUUAUUCGUUGUCUGAAAAUCCGGAAUCCUAUCUGGUUACAGCUAAACACUGUUUCAGAAUGGUGUAUUUAAUUACAUGAAAAAGUUAAGCAUGGAAGUUUUGUUAUACUGCCUUGUCUUGGAAAUAUCAAAAAUGUUCGAAUGUGUUAUCCCUUGCAAAUGUUCGUGAAUUUAUCAGUGUUCAUUUGGGCAUAUGUUUCUUAACCAAGUUUAUAUUUGUUCUUCCAAUUCACAAAGUCGUUGAAGUGAAAAUACAGAAAAUUUGGAAGAA
Daphnia pulex (common water flea) is the source of this 2341-nucleotide messenger RNA. Its product is annotated as calcium/calmodulin-regulated receptor-like kinase 1. The record is from RefSeq and is a predicted model, not a curated record. Gene Ontology annotation, cellular component: plasma membrane. The transcript has 4 exons. Bases 214 to 2001 code for a protein of 595 amino acids. Gene Ontology annotation, molecular function: ATP binding; protein kinase activity. Lineage: Eukaryota; Metazoa; Arthropoda; Branchiopoda; Diplostraca; Daphniidae. Gene Ontology annotation, biological process: protein phosphorylation.